This is a messenger RNA of Helianthus annuus (common sunflower), 548 nucleotides long. RefSeq lists its product as uncharacterized. The transcript has 3 exons. Lineage: Eukaryota; Viridiplantae; Streptophyta; Magnoliopsida; Asterales; Asteraceae. The record is from RefSeq and is a predicted model, not a curated record. The coding region runs from base 27 to 548 and encodes 173 amino acids.
UAACCCGCUUCAGGUGUCGUUCAUGGAUGGAAAACAUCGAUAUAAAUCGCAGUUGGUACUACGUCCAUUGCUCUACGUGCGAUGAGAAAGUAUAUCCGGAAGAAGACGGAGAACUUCACUUCGUUUGCAAAGACUGUGAGGAUGUCACGCCGAUAUUCAAGUAUAGUGUUAACGCCGUUAUUAACAAUUCUACCAAAGCCAUAGAGGUCGUUUUCUUCAACGAAGGAAUGGAAGCACUCUUGAAGAUAACCUGCAAAGACCUCAUAACAAAGCAUGGUUGCACUGAUCCCAAAAAGCUGCCCCAACAAAUGGCAUCAAUGAUAGGCAAGUCAAAGAUCAUGCACCUAUUACUCAAAAAGGAAAACAAUGUGGUGGUAACAAAUGUCUCGGAAUCAGAGACAACUGUACAAGUCGAUUCACCGGCUCAACAUGUCACGUCCUCAGCCUUGCCUCUAGCAACGCCGAAUCUGAAGGCCAACAAGUUCAAACGUCCGUACGUUGAGUCAGGAGAAUCAACUCAGUACGCCAAAAAAACGCACGAGGACUAA